Messenger RNA from Fusarium oxysporum Fo47, 1710 nucleotides. RefSeq lists its product as uncharacterized. The transcript has 2 exons. Bases 1 to 1710 code for a protein of 569 amino acids. The record is from RefSeq and is a predicted model, not a curated record. Gene Ontology annotation, molecular function: hydrolase activity. Lineage: Eukaryota; Fungi; Ascomycota; Sordariomycetes; Hypocreales; Nectriaceae.
AUGCCCUCCCAAGACUUCACCCAAAUCCCCGUAAUCGACAUCUCAUCCCCCACUCCUCAAACGCUUUCUAAUCUCCGUACCGCCCUCGCAGAAAUCGGCUUCCUCUACAUCUCCAAUCACUCCGUCCCCACCUCCACAAUAACAUCCCUCGUCAACAUCCUCCCAGAACUCUUUUCCCUCCCCCCAGAAGCAAAACAAGAAAUCGCUUUAGAAAACUCCCCGCAUUUUCUAGGAUACAGCGCUGCCGGGACGGAAACUACAGCUGGGAAAGCUGAUCUGAGAGAACAAGUUGAGCUUGCGACGGAACUUGAGAGAGCGCCUGAUGGUGCGCCGCUGUAUGAUGGGUUGAGGGGGCCGAAUCAAUGGCCAUCUGGUCUUCCGGAGCUGAAGGGUGUUGUUACGCGGUAUAUUGAGGAACUCACACUACUGGGGGAACGAUUUCUUCGACUUGUUGCCCAAGCUCUUGAUCUUCCGGAAGAGAUCUUCUUCUCAUACCUUUCUGAUCAACAUCGGCUUAAAUUGGUUCACUACCCAGCUUCAACAACAUCAUCCCAAGGCGUCGGCCCGCACAAAGAUUCAUCAGGAUGGUGGACCUUCCUUCUCCAAGCAUCCCCCCAAGUAAACGGUCUUCAAGUCCUCAACAAAUCCGGCUCAUGGAUCGACGUCCCCGCCAUCCCGGACACUUUCGUCGUCAACAUCGGCCAAGCGUUUGAAGUCGUGACCAACGGGAUAUGCAAAGCGACGACGCAUCGCAAAUUUACAGCUCACAGCGGCAAUGUGUACUCAUGCAUCUUCAUCCCUCCAACCGCCCAGUCAACAACCCUUCUCUUUCUUCACGGCUUUCCAUCAACCCUCACAGACUGGGUCCAUCAAAUCCAACACUUCUCAUCCGAAGGAUACGGCGUCGUCGCUCUGGAUCUGCUCGGCUACGGUGAAAGUAGCAAGCCAACAGAUGUAAACGCGCACCGUCUCAAGCCGAUGAGCGAUGAGGUCAUUGAGCUGCUCGACCAUUUGGACCUGAAGACCGUUGUUGGAAUUGGCCAUGAUUUCGGCGCGACGCUUUUAUCGAGAAUGGCGGCUUAUCAUCCCUCGCGCUGGGAAGCUCUUGUAUUUCUGGCUGUUGGUCCGCCGAGGCUUGGGACGCCGUUCGAUGUCGACAUGAUCAAUACCAUGACCAAGCAGUUUCUGGGGUAUGAGAUGCUCGGAUACAUCCCAUGGCUAGCCGAUUACAGGUCGCAGGAAAUUCUCGAGAAGAACGCUGAAGCGGCGAUGAGUCUGAUGUUUUGUCGCGAUCGGGAAGAAUGGGAGACGUGGUUUCAUCCUGUGGGCAAGAUGGAUGAUUUUGUGCGUGAAGAUCGCAGACUUCCCAUCGCAUUGUGGUAUACCGAAGAUUUGCAGAAAGCACAUCUAAAGGCAUUCGGCUCGCAUGAUGGGUAUAAAGGCGUGUGUCGAUGGUAUCGCAUGUGGAAAGACAACCUCUUCGCUCCUGACGAACAAGGUUUUGAAGACUUUCACAUCUCACAACCCGUUCUCUUCAUCGUUCCAUCAGAGCCCGAGCAAUCCGCUGCCCAACAGCAGCAAAUGCUUUCAUCAUGGACCCCCAAUCUCCAAACCGUCAAGCUAAACACCAGUCACUGGAUCCAUAUCCAAGCUCCCUCCGAAACCAACACCACGAUCCAGAACUUCCUCACCUCACGCAGAGAGACUUAA